Messenger RNA from Vidua macroura (Pin-tailed whydah), 1251 nucleotides. It is a transcript of the gene DNAAF6, whose product is annotated as dynein axonemal assembly factor 6. The coding region runs from base 42 to 629 and encodes 195 amino acids. Gene Ontology annotation, biological process: axonemal dynein complex assembly; flagellated sperm motility. The record is from RefSeq and is a predicted model, not a curated record. Gene Ontology annotation, cellular component: cytoplasm. Lineage: Eukaryota; Metazoa; Chordata; Aves; Passeriformes; Viduidae. Gene Ontology annotation, molecular function: protein-folding chaperone binding; dynein intermediate chain binding. The transcript has 7 exons.
GGACGGGGGACGCGGCUGCGGGACCGGGGUGAGCAGUGGGGAUGGAGAUGGACAGCGUGUUCUCGGGCUCUUCUCUGCAGAACCUCGCCAAACUGCUGUGUGAUGCUCCAGAAGAGGAUGAGGAUGAUGAUGAUGAUGUGCCACGCUGUUCUGUUGGUGCCAUGACUCCUGGGAGUGUUGGACCAGUCAAGAAAGAGACCACCAGUACUUUCCAAGUGAAAUCUGAAAACAAGAAAACCAUUUGGAAUACAGAGGAGGUCCCAGAAGGAUCUGAAUUUGAUGAUACCUGGGACCCUAGAGAAAAGCCAGAGUAUGAGAUUUCAUUCAAGCAGCACGUGGGAACAGAGGAUGUCUUCUUUGGGAUGACUGGGAAAGACCCCUCCACUGCCUGCUGUGAAGAUAUAGUGAUUAAAAUCAAGCUGCCAGAGACAAAGUAUUCAGACAUCACAUUAGACAUCCAGGACAAGGUUCUUGACCUUCGAACUCCCAAAAAGAAGCUGCUGCUGCACCUCCCCUACCCUGUGAACAGCAAGGAGGGCAGAGCUCGUUUUCUCUCUGAAGAGGAGAUCUUGGAAGUCACCUUGAGAGUAUCAAGGAAGUUGGAUUUCCUAAAUUUUUCUGAUGGAUAGAGAGAUAGUUUGAAAAAAUUAAUGUUCUAGUUUGAAGUCUUUUGGAAACCCAACUUGUUCUGAAAUAGUAGAUAGUUUUCCUUGAACAGUCCAGGGGAAUGUCUCUGGAGAAAUGAGUCAGGAGGAACACAGCACCCCCAGGUUGUAACAGCUAAUGCUGUCUGGCUCUUACACUGCUCUGGUAAACUUUCUGCUUCCUUCAGUCUGGUCCAGACCCUGUGAAUCAGAAAGAGGGAGAUUUCAGUUCUGUAAGCCAGAGAAAGCCUUUUGUGUGGUCAUGGCUGAGAAGCAGCACACUGAGGCUCUGGACAGUGUCUGGGUUUCAAGACUUGCAAGUGUUUAUGUCCUUGCUUGGUCUCCAGUGCUGGGACUGGGGCUAGCUCACAAUCUUCUCUUGCCUGUUUCUUGGUGAGAAGAUCAUUCUUCAGGGAUCCAUCUCCACAUCUGAGGCUCCUUUACACUGGCAGAACAAGUUAACCAGCCAUAGUUGGAUUGCUAAACAUCUCAGCUCUUUUGAACAGUUUCUUGACAGUUUAUGGUUCAGUGUUGUCUAUUCAUCUGCUGUCCCUCCACCUUUUUUUUCUGAUCUUUCUUGAUUAAUAAAAUAAUAGGUUCUAAGGAA